UGUCCACAUAUUGUAUCAAGAUCAGAAUGGGGAGCCAGGAAACCUAAACAUUCUGAUAAACCUAUGCCACAUGUACCUCAGUUUCUAUACAUCCACCACUCGGCCUCAUCACCAUGUCAUGAUACUAAAGAAUGCUCUAGAUUGACCCGGAUCGCCCAAGAUUACUACAUGGACGGUCAUGGUUGGUCUGACUUGGGUUAUACGUUUAUGAUCGGUGAAGAUGGCAAUGUUUAUGAGGUACAUGGUUGGGACGAGAUUGGAGCUCAUACACUAAACCAUAAUACAGAUGGUUAUGGUUUCUGUGUGAUUGGUAAUUUCAUGGCCAGAGUCCCCAACACGAAAGCCCUGAAUGCAUUAAAACAACUGAUAGAUUGUGGGGUGAAAAAUGGUAAAAUACGAUCGGACUAUAUCCUUAAAGGACAUCGUGACGUCAGAGCUACUCUGUGUCCUGGACAAAAAUUAUAUGAUUUAAUACGAACUUGGCCACAUUAUAUGAAAAGUGGCCAUGUUGUUGGCAAGUAA
Lottia gigantea (owl limpet) is the source of this 522-nucleotide messenger RNA. RefSeq lists its product as hypothetical. The annotation marks the transcript as partial. The record is from RefSeq and is a predicted model, not a curated record. Gene Ontology annotation, biological process: peptidoglycan catabolic process; innate immune response. NCBI's taxonomy places the organism in Eukaryota, Metazoa, Mollusca, Gastropoda, Lottiidae. Gene Ontology annotation, molecular function: N-acetylmuramoyl-L-alanine amidase activity; zinc ion binding; peptidoglycan binding. The transcript has 3 exons.